Molecule: messenger RNA, 1444 nt
Organism: Lipotes vexillifer (Yangtze River dolphin)
Lineage: Eukaryota; Metazoa; Chordata; Mammalia; Artiodactyla; Lipotidae
Gene: DCSTAMP
Product: dendrocyte expressed seven transmembrane protein
Exons: 3
Coding region: 7-1419 (470 amino acids)
Cellular component (GO): endoplasmic reticulum membrane; cell surface
Source: RefSeq, a predicted model, not a curated record
GGGAGCAUGGGUGUCUGGACCUCAGGCACCAAUAUCUUCCUCAGUCUUUGGAGGACGUAUGUGUCUCCAAGGAGCCUUGGAUGGAUGGACUUCACCCAACAUUUGGGCACUUGUUGUUUCGUUGCUUUCAUUUCUGUUGGCCUCCUCUCUGGGGCCUUCUACUGGUUUCUGUCCUCGUUCAUAGUCUUCACCACCUCCUGGAUGGUCACGUGUGCUCUGCUGUGCUGCUCCAAGCACGCACGGUGUUUCAUUCUGCUCUUCCUCCUCUCGUGUGGCCUGCGUGAAGGCAGGAACGCUUUGAUCACCGCCGGCACAGGGAUAGUCAUCUUUGGACACGUGGAAAAUAUUUUUCACAACUUUAAAGGUCUCCUGGACAGUAUGACUUGCAACCUAAGGGCAAAGAGCUUUUCCAUCCAUUUUCCACUUUUGAAAAAAUAUAUUGAAGCAAUUCAGUGGAUAUACGGCCUUGCCACUCAUCUAAGUCUAUUUGAUGACCUUGUUUCUUGGAACCAAACACUGGAGGUCUCUCUUUUUAGUCCCAGCCAAGCCCUGGAGGCACAGCUCAAUGACACUACAUACAAAGCCCUGCGUGUCUUGUACCAGGUGGUGACAGCGACAGAGGUGUUGUCUUCCCUGGGGCGGCAGCUAUUUGCCCUCGCAGGGCUUCUGCUGGUGCUACUUGGCACUGGCCUCUUCAUGAGGCGAUUUUUGGGCUCCUGUGGUUGGAAGUUUGAGAACAUCUACAUCACCAGACAAUUUGUUCAGUUUGAUGAGAGGGAGAGGCAUGAACAGAGGCCCUGCGUCCUCCCGCUGAAUAAGCAGGAAAGGAAGAAGUAUGUCGUCAUCCCAUCUUUCUGGCUGACUCCUAAAGACAGGAAAAACCUGGGGCUGUUUUUCCUCCCGGUACUUACCCAUCUCUACAUCUGGGUGUUGUUUGCAGCCAUUGAUUAUCUGCUAUAUUGGCUCAUUUUCUCCAUCAGCAAACAUUUCCAAAGCUUGCCAGGGCUUGAGGUUCACUUGAAGCUGCACAGAGAGAAACAAGGAGCUCAAGACAUCAUCCAUGAUUCUUCAUUUAAUAUAUCUCUGUUUGAACCCAGUUGCCUCCCUAAACCAAAGCUGCUUCUGUCUAAGACCUGGAUUCCUCUCAGUUUUAUUCUUGUGAUACUAGUGAUGCUAGGACUGUUGUCCUCCAUCCUGAUGCAACUUAAAAUCCUGGUGUCAGCAUCCUUCUACCCAAGUGUGCAGAGGGAGCGCAUCCAAUACCUACAUGCAAAGCUGCUGAAGAAAAGAUCAAAGCAGCCGGUGGGAGAAGUAAAAAGGAAACUGAGUCUGUACUUUACAAAGAUUCAUUUCUGGCUUCCAGUCCUGAAAAUGAUUGGGAAGAAACAAAUGGACACUGCCAGUGAAGACAACCCAUGAGAGGCCCUAUGCAGCUCCUCAGCCA